Molecule: messenger RNA, 2953 nt
Organism: Salvelinus sp. IW2-2015
Lineage: Eukaryota; Metazoa; Chordata; Actinopteri; Salmoniformes; Salmonidae
Product: hyaluronan synthase 3-like
Biological process (GO): extracellular matrix assembly; hyaluronan biosynthetic process
Cellular component (GO): plasma membrane
Molecular function (GO): hyaluronan synthase activity
Source: RefSeq, a predicted model, not a curated record
AUGCCCUCUCGCUGUAGGACUGUGCUGCAUAUCGUAACCACCACCCUCUUCGCCGCGGUGGUCCUGUUUGGGAUCCUGCUGGCCUAUGUGACUGGCUAUCAGUUCAUCCACACAGAGCAGCACCACCUGUCCUUCGGCYUUUACGGAGCCAUCCUGUCCCUGCAUCUUUUCCUCCAGAGCCUGUUUGCCUUCCUGGAGCACAGACACAUGCGCAGCCCCGCCCGGCCCCAGCACCUACGGCCCUCUGUGGCCCUGUGCAUCGCAGCCUACCAGGAGGACCCAGACUACCUGAGGAAGUGCCUCUGCAGCGUGCGCCGCAUCUCCUUUCCCAGCCUGAAGGUUGUGCUGGUGGUGGACGGGAACAGGCCAGAGGACCACUACAUGAUGGACAUCUUCCAGGAGGUGAUGGGUGGAGUGGACCAGGCUGGCAGCGUGGUGUGGAAGGGGAACUACCACAGUGACGGGGGUGGAGGGGUGGGCAGAGGGGGGACUGGAGCAGCGUCCCUGCAUGCGCAGGAGGCUGCACGUGUGGCCAGGCUAGUGAGAGGCUGCCGCUACUCCUGUAUCAUGCAGGAGUGGGGAGGGAAGAGAGAGGUGAUGUACACAGCCUUCAAAGCCCUGGGAGACUCUGUGGACUAUAUGCAGGUGUGUGAUUCAGACACAGUUCUGGAUCCAGCGUGCACCAUAGAGAUGCUGAAGAUUCUAGAAGAGGAUGCAAAGGUGGGUGGAGUAGGUGGAGAUGUUCAGAUCCUGAAUAAGUAUGACUCGUGGAUCUCCUUCCUGAGCAGUGUUCGUUACUGGAUGGCCUUCAACGUGGAGCGGGCCUGCCAGUCCUACUUUGGCUGUGUGCAGUGUAUCAGUGGUCCCCUGGGCAUGUACCGCAACUCCCUGCUGCAGCAGUUCCUAGAGCCAUGGUACCACCAGACCUUCCUGGGCAGCAAGUGCAGCUUUGGUGACGACCGCCACCUCACCAACCGCGUGCUGAGCUUCGGUUACAAGACCAAGUUCACGGCCCGCUCCAAGUGCCAGACUGAAACGCCAACGCGCUACCUCCGCUGGCUCAACCAGCAGACCCGCUGGAGCAAGUCCUACUUCAGAGAGUGGCUGUACAACGCCCUCUGGUUCCACAAGCACAGCCUUUGGAUGACAUACGAGUCUGUGGUGACGGGUUUCUUCCCCUUCUUCCUGGUUGCCACAGUGAUCCACCUGUUCUACCGCGGGCGCCUGUGGAACAUCCUUCUCUUCCUGUUGACAGUGCAACUGGUUGGCAUAGUGAAGGCCACCUACGCCUGCUUCCUGAGGGGCAGUCUGGUCAUGAUCUUCAUGUCUCUCUACUCCCUACUCUACAUGUCCAGCCUGCUGCCAGCCAAGAUCUUUGCCCUGCUCACUAUCAAUAAGGCUGGCUGGGGCACAUCAGGGCGGAGGAAGAUUGUGGUGAACUUCAUAGGGGCGGUGCCCGUCACGGUGUGGGGGGCUGUGCUGCUGGGUGGGGUUGCCUACACCAUCUACUGUGAGACCCAGGAGCCCUUCAGUGAAACAGAGAAAGUGCUUAUCAUCGCUGGGGUCAUCCUGUACGCCUGCUACUGGCUCAUUCUGCUGGUUCUCUACCUGGCUAUAGUGGCCAAGCGCUGCAACAAGAGGGAGGAGCAGUACCACCUGCCGUACGCAGAGGCAUAAGACAUGGAUCCUUGUUCAGUCCUUUGUGGUGCUGCUAGAACAACUGAGCCAGUCUGUGGCCCCACCACUCUGUCUCCAUGGUGCUAAACCUCUGGGACCUAUGGGGCAUGAAUGUGUUGUAGAAUGACAAUGGACGGACAGUUCUCACAUUAACCUGGGAGACUUGGUUAAGUAGGUUACAAACCUUUUCUACAGUACAGAGUCCUCUACCAGUGGGCCUGCUUACCAUGGAUAUAAAGCACAUUAUCAUACAGCCCGUUUGGUCAUGGUGGGACAAGGUGUGGCCAGGAUAUACCAGAGAUCAUAAGAGCUAUGACACGGUGUGUGUCAGUAUGAAGCAAUGUUGAUAUGUUACUUGAUGCACUGAGCUGAGGGCCUUCUCUGCCUCAAUCAGGAGACACAAUGAUCUACAGUUGUAUUUUUGUAAUACAAUAAUUGAUAGACAAUCUAACAUUUAUACAAACAUAACUUACAAAUAUAUUUGGUGCUGAUGAACAGGCCCAGGGUAAACUUUUAGCUCGUAAGCUAAUGGCUUGCAAGAGUAUUGACACUCAAUUGAAUGAGUCAGUGAGUUUCUGUGGCCAUUUUGUUCUAUGUGUGCCAAAUUGUAUACACAUUAUACUGCAGUGUUCAUUACAGGAUAUACUUUUCCAAGUGAGGUUAAUCCCUUAUUAAUUCCAUCAUGUAGACUAUGACCAAAGAGCACUUGUUUUUUGACACGUCGUACCAUUAAUACAACACAAGUACUAACUCCAUUGCUGUUAUUAGUUGUAAAUCCAUAAUGAGAAAAUAAAAACAUGAUCCCCUUUUAUCAAGGUCAGGUAGUAUUAGUGUAGGUGCUACCAUGUCUAAAUUGACAUGUGUUUUUUGUUUUUGGAGAAUGGAGAUAAUGUCGUGGAAGUUUCCACUUGUGUGCUCUUUAAGUUGUGUUCAUAUUAUUUUAUUAAAUGAGGAUUGCAUAACGUGAAACUUGAAAGUGCAAACAAGACACAUAAAACAAUUUUGUUUACAGACUUGCUCAGCCUCUAUCUACCAAUGGUGCAGUAGGUCAAUUUGAUGGUACAGUACAUUUCCAGAGGUGAUAUAGAUGUUCAAGUACAAACUUUGUCGGCCAUCAGGAAUAUGUUUUGCAGUGUUGUCUUGGCUAUGAAUCAGAGUUUGCUGUUGUUGAGGCUCAAAACUGCAACCUCCACAUCAGUUUCACAAGGCACAAGAUUGUUUGCAAUUCCUUAAAUAAAGAUACUUAAUAGAAAAUGACUCAAGUAAAAGUGAAAGU